AUGCUUUCAAUAAUUCGCGUGUUUGAACCUCAACCACCACGCGUGCUCCUCAAGAUAGCACAAAUGGAUAACUCGGAUUUUUCAGAUCCUUUCGAUGAUGCUGGCUUACUCGAACAAGCUGACUUGAUUGAAUCUAGAUACAACCAGGAUCGGCAGAAGCAGCAACAGCAUUUACAUUUAGCUCAGCGUAUAGAAAUGGAUAACACUAUAGAUUAUGGUGACGACUUCAAUUCACCUAUCAUUAUCGACGAUGAAGCGAUGGAGCAGCUUGAUAGAAUAGAGAACACAUCUUACAAUGCAGCUCCAACAUCACAAAAUCUAACACAACAAAGGCUCUGGGGCGCACCUCCACCACCUGCUGUCCGAUCUGCACCCCGACCUGUAAUGGUACAGAAAGAGCAUACUGGUGCCAGGAAGCAAUGGGAUUACGCCACGAUGUCGAUGUCCAGUAAAAGAAGGAAACAGAAGGCGCAAGCUGAAGAAGAUGGUGAUAUGAUCAUUGAGGAUAAUCCAAUAGAGUUCGAACAAUUCCCGUCUUCGCGAUCUGAUGACAUCCGUAGUCCUUUACCUGCAAUGAAGCACCACUGUGACACACAAGCAAUCAAAAGGUGGAUAUAUCCAACAAAUUAUCCUAUUAGAGAUUAUCAGUUCGAUAUAACUACUCAAUGUUUGUUCCAGAACACUUUAGUAGCACUUCCAACGGGUCUCGGUAAAACCUUGAUUGCUGGUGUCGUUAUUAUGAACUAUUACAAGUGGUUCCCUACUGCUAAAGUUGUCUUCUUGGCACCCACAAAACCACUCGUUGACCAGCAAGCCAAGGCAUGUCACGAUGUUUGUGGUAUUCCUCAAGCUGAUGUAGCUGUGUUGUACGGCGAUGUACCCCAACAUAAACGCGAAAAUAUUAUAAAAGAGAAGAGAGUACUUUAUAUGACACCACAGACACUUAACAAUGACUUACAAAAAGGGGUAUGCGAUCCGCAAGAUCUUGUAUUGAUUGUCAUAGAUGAAGCUCAUAAAAGUCAAGGUGAUUUUUCCUAUUGUUCAGUAGUUAGACAUAUGAUGUCUACAAAUCCUCAUUUCAGAGUAUUGGCAUUAACUGCUACUCCUGGAAAUACACCUGAACAGGUUCAGCCAAUCAUUGACAAUUUACAUAUCAGUAAUAUUGCCAUUCGUAAUGAUUCAUCUCCAGAUAUCAAGCAGUAUAUACACAAGAAAUUCUUUGAAGAGCAUCUUAUUGAUAUGGACUACUUUACCGAUGAUCUUUGUGUGCAAUGGGAGCGUAUCGUGAAGCGCACGAUAGAACCAUUAGUUCAAAAGGAUAUGCUACCAGAACACAUACUGAACAGACUGAGGCGAAUUCAUCCAUAUCAGAUUGAUUCACUUCGUCCAAGGAUACUUCCUCAUCAAGGUUAUUUACAUGGAACUAUCACUAAGGCUUCCGAAGCACAAGUACAGAGUAUUGAGCUGUUCUAUAAGAAUUUACAAGAUAUUAAUGGCAAAAAGACGAAGCCAGAGCCAGAAACCAAGAAAACUAUAGAAAAAUUACUAUUAGAAAUAGACAUCGAGCGAAAUAAACGCGGUGGUAAUCUUAGCCAUCCAAAAAUGGACAAAGUACAAUCACUGCUUUUGGAUCAUUUCACUAACUUUUCGAAUGGUAACACUGAGACUAGAGCUAUAGUGUUCAUUUCACUCAGAGACACCGUUGAAGAAGUCGUUGAUCAAAUCAACACAAAUUCACCAAUCCUCAGGGCUAGUGCAUUUGUAGGACAAUCAUCCGCCAAAGGAAAGAAAGGUUUGAAUCAAAAGCAACAACAAAAGGUUAUGAAUGAUUACAAAGCGGGAACCUUCAAUGUGUUGGUUUCAACAUCAAUUGGUGAAGAAGGUUUAGAUAUUGGUGAUAUAGAUCUCACUAUUACUUACGAUCCUGGCAAGAGUUCAAUAAGUAUGCUUCAAAAGAUCGGUCGUACAGGUAGAAAACGUCAAGGACACGUACAUACUCUAAUGGCUGCAGGUAUUGAAGAAAAGAAUUGGGAGGAUGCUCAAAUUAGGCAUCAAGAUGUUCAAGCUUACAUCGUCUCUGGUGACCAAGUUGCAUUGUACGAUGAUGUCAAACGUCUAGUCCCUGAAGACGUUGAACCUGAAUGUGAAAAGAGACAUGUUCAAGUAGAGGAAUGGGAAAAUCUUGGUAAAAAGGAUAUUAAAGAUAAACUAAGUGAUGCUGCAGAUAUUCGUAGUUUUGCUACAAAAUCAAAACGUAAAAGGAAUGAUGAUCCUCUACGGAAUGUACCAAAGGAAGCUGCUUCAGGGUUCGUCAAUGCUGGUGAAUUAGUCGAAAAGAAAGAAUCAGUUGCUAUGGAUAUAGAAUCUGACUCAGAGGAUGAGGCUUUGCAGAAUGGAAUGUUAGAUUUACAAUCUCAAGCAAGUCAGCCUCUUAAUCUUGAACCAACAGGCCCAACUUCUAGAAGAAACAAAAAAGUUAAGGGUAAACCUGGUCAGCUUCUACAAAGGCAACCUAGUCAAGCCCUAAGAAGACAGGCCAGUCAGUCAAACAGGGGCAUACCUUCUGUUGCAGCUUUAUCUAAGACUUUAUCAUUGCGUACUCACUCCAUAACGCUUCAUGAUGACGAAGAAGAAGUAGAAUCGCCAAAAGCUACACAAACAUCAAAAAGGAUGCGCACAAGGUCACCAACACCAACUUCCCCAACCUCAUCUCCAGUGUUGGUUUUAAAUAAGCCACCUAUAUUGAAAUCACCAUCUGAACCACCUUUUGGAAGCAAGGUACGACAGAAGAAAGGUUUCAAAGCGCCAAGGAUAUUAAAUGAAGAAUCACCGAUUAUAGAUUUAGAACCUGAACCAGUUGAAAGUCCAGUUGUUGUAUCAGGCAGGGAGAAUAAAUCUAAAAAUAAGGACAAUGAGACUUUCAAAACGCCUGCAAGACCUAUUAAAAAGAAUGCAAAUAAUAGUUGCAUGUCAAUUGACUCUUCGCCGCUCGUCGUUAAUAACACACGGAUGAAUACUAAGGAGAACACAUAUAUCAAACCCUUCCAUUUUGAUCCAAAAUCAAUUCUGAAGGUAGCAUCACCAGAUCAAUCGCAAUUAGUUAGAAGACCUGGUCAAAGUUAUGUAGCACCUCGUACUACAGGAAAACCUAUAAUUUCAUCUUCACCGCGUGGUACUCCCUACCAUCCUUUCAAACGUCUCAGGCAGAGAUCUUCAUCUAAUCCAUCACCUAUGGCGCCUCAGCCGAAGGUUAAACGGAGCAGAUUGAUGAUGAAACAAGGAGAAUAUAUUGAUGCUGACGCUCAAGUAUCAGAAACUGAAGAUGUUUCAGGAGACGAAAGGUCCAGCGAGAUCGAAGUUUUAUCUGAAGGGGAUAUUGAUUUCUUAGCCGCUGAUCAGAGUCAAUUUUCUGACGCGGGAAGUGAUUAUAAUCAACAAGCUGCAUAUGUUAUGGGGUUAGCAACUCAAGCACCAAAUUCUGGUCCUCAAUUUGAUAGAGGUCCAAUAAGAAAUCCUACAGGCUUUAAAUUAGGUUCGAAGGAAGUUGCGCAUAGACCAAUGCUCUUAUCUAGUAGCCCAAAUGGUGUCGAUCCAGAUGAUACAUACGAUUAUGAAGAUGGCUUUGUCCUUGUUUAUGAAAAAGUGAUAUUUGAUAACAACUUGAAUAAUCACUAUCAAGUGAUGGAAGAAAACAUUCCAAUGGCUGAAGAGGCCAGUGUAGUAGAAGAAGUAAAGGUUGAUAACGCAGAAGUGGAAGAAAGAAAUCCAUUUGAUCAAUUUACGAGCUUUGCACAAAAUUUAAAAGAAGAUCAUACACGACUUCAGGAAGAGAAUAAGAGAUUGUUGGAAUUAAUAGAUAAUUCUAACCGUCGAGAAAGAGGUUUAGUAGAAGAUAAUGACUUUCUAAGACAGCAAUAUAAACAAUCAUCAGAAGCUGCUUUUAAUUUAAGUAAAGAAAACCAAGAGCAAAGUAAUAAAAUUCAACUAUUAGAAAAUCAAUUAACCAUUGGUUUAUCUGCUAGAGAGAACUUUCAAAUUAAUACUUUAAAUGAAAUGUCAAAAAGAUUAGAAGUACUAAAAUCUCAAAGGCAGUUAGAUUUAGAGAGUAACGAACGUAGUCAAGAGUCAAAUACAAGAGAGCGUGCUGGAAUGUAUACCGAAUUACGCUCACAAUAUGAAGAUCUUAGAAAGGAAUACAUGAGUUAUGUUUCUCUUACUAAACUUCAAUUAGAACAACGCGAUCAAAGAUCUAAUCAACUUGAAUUACGUAUUCAAGAUUUAGAGAAAUUAACAAAUCAAUGA
Messenger RNA from Wallemia mellicola CBS 633.66, 4302 nucleotides. RefSeq names its product P-loop containing nucleoside triphosphate hydrolase protein. Lineage: Eukaryota; Fungi; Basidiomycota; Wallemiomycetes; Wallemiales; Wallemiaceae. Gene Ontology annotation, molecular function: 3'-5' DNA helicase activity; ATP binding; four-way junction helicase activity. The transcript is spliced from 18 exons. The record is from RefSeq and is a predicted model, not a curated record. Gene Ontology annotation, biological process: replication fork reversal; double-strand break repair via synthesis-dependent strand annealing; interstrand cross-link repair. Bases 1 to 4302 code for a protein of 1433 amino acids.